CUGGAAGAGAACUCGGAGCGCGCGGCGAGCGCCCUGCGCGCGGCCGGCGACCACAACCUGAACCCCUGGGCCGUGCCGCCGCACGCGCUGCACGCGCUGCUCGCGCACGUCUCCUCCGGCUCCUCCACGCGCGCCGUCUCGCCCACCGACAGGUGCGUGGCGCCGCUGGCGGGUCACUCUACUGUAGCGUGUCCAGCUGGAGAGAACUCGGAGCGCGCGGCGAGCGCCCUGCGCGCGGCCGGCGACCACAACCUGAACCCCUGGGCCGUGCCGCCGCACGCGCUGCACGCGCUGCUCGCGCACGUCUCCUCCGGCUCCUCCACGCGCGCCGUCUCGCCCACCGACAGCACGCUGCUGGAGUUGCGUCGGCAGCACACGAAUGGCGUGCGCGAGGUGGCCACGGCGCCCGCUUCGCCGCCCGACGAGCCCGCGCCCUUCCAGAGAAACAC
This is a messenger RNA of Ostrinia furnacalis (Asian corn borer), 449 nucleotides long. RefSeq lists its product as uncharacterized. The annotation marks the transcript as partial. The transcript is spliced from 2 exons. Lineage: Eukaryota; Metazoa; Arthropoda; Insecta; Lepidoptera; Crambidae. The record is from RefSeq and is a predicted model, not a curated record.